Messenger RNA from Dendronephthya gigantea, 710 nucleotides. RefSeq lists its product as uncharacterized. NCBI's taxonomy places the organism in Eukaryota, Metazoa, Cnidaria, Anthozoa, Malacalcyonacea, Nephtheidae. The coding region runs from base 58 to 684 and encodes 208 amino acids. The transcript is spliced from 2 exons. The record is from RefSeq and is a predicted model, not a curated record.
UUGGCAAGCUUGCACACAGGCAUAGGCGAAACACAUCUAAAUAGCAUUCUGUCAACCAUGAACAUCCCUACAAUGAGCCGAGCAAGUUUUAAGAAUGGAGAGAGAGAAGUUGGUUCUAUUAUUGAAGGUGUUGCUAAAAAAUCAUGUGAAGAUGUUGCCAUUAAAGAAAAAAAUAGUGCCAUCUUGAUGGGGGCUGAACCAGAUGAAAAUGAUCUUAUUCCAAUCAGCGUCUCUUAUGACAUGGGAUGGCAGAAGCGGGGUAAAGGCUUUAAUUCAAAUACUGGUCAAGGUGCUGUUAUGGGGUUGGAUACAGGCAAGAUAAUUGAUUACACUACCAAAACUAAGACCUGCAGAAUAUGUGAACAUGCUGCAAAAAGUCAUGAACAGCCUAGACAUCAUGAUUGCCGUAAAAACCAUACAGGCUCGUCUAAAUCGAUGGAACCAUUGUCGGCUGUUGACCUGUUCCAGAAUGCCACAAACUAUAACAUUAAAUAUUCUAAGUACACUGGCGAUGAUGAUUCAACAACAGAAUGUUAUGUUCAUGAAAAGGUCCCAUAUGGCAUUGAAAAAUACAGUGAUAUAAUACAUAUCAAACGCUCUCUAACAACCAGGCUAUACAACCUGAGUAAACAAUUUGUGUCAAUCAAGGAAAAGGUGAUCCUAAAUCCAUCCAAACCUUCCUGAAGUCCAUUGUUCCUCAUGCAUUUGGC